Telopea speciosissima is the source of this 2050-nucleotide messenger RNA. RefSeq lists its product as uncharacterized. The coding region runs from base 182 to 1951 and encodes 589 amino acids. Lineage: Eukaryota; Viridiplantae; Streptophyta; Magnoliopsida; Proteales; Proteaceae. The record is from RefSeq and is a predicted model, not a curated record. The transcript has 8 exons.
CUUUUCUCCUCUUCAUGAAGUCGGUCCUUGCCAUCUAAAUUUUAUGGACCAUUUCGUUUCGUUUCAGCUCCACUUCCGUGCUUUGCCACUCCUACCUCUCGUCAUGGAAAUUUGGAAAUGAUCAACUUAAAACCCUAGAUUUUGAGGUAUCUUCCUUUCUUUUUCUUCUUCUUCUCAGGUGAUGGCGAGUUCGGCAUUUAAAUCCACGACGAAGCGAUCCUCAAUUGGAGCUGCUGCUUCCAAUGCGGAGGAUGCAGGCUCUUCCAAUAGGAACUCAACUCAUCAUCGCCGGUCCAAGAGCGUCAGCAGAUUCUCGGGGCGCUCCCAUGCGCUGGACUGGGACGAGCUACCGGCAGCAGCUGCAGCAAAGGGCAGAUUCGUGAACGCCUCCAGGGGUUCAGGUUUCCCUGAAACCAUCAGUCUCGACGACCUUGCCAAUGACUUCUUCCCUCACCAUCUCAACCAAAAGGACGAGGACAGGGACCUGGAUGUCCUUCUCAGAGUAAGCGAAAGGGGCCGAUCACGAUCGUCAUCAGCCCGCCGCGCUUCUGCCAUUGGCAGCUCUUGCUCGUCUGCGACUACGACUACUAGUAUGAAAGGUUCGUCUCAGUCUCAGGACCUAAGGCGUGGAAGGUCUGUUUCCAGGCAACACGCGCGACCGGUUGAUGCUGUCAAUGCCUCGGCUUCCUCUGCCAAAGCUCAUUCCGACAGUAUUUCUAGUUCCAGGAGGAGGCGUUCCCUCUCUGUUGUGCGCUGUCAGUUUAGUGAUUCGGAGGGUGAUGUGGAUCCUUCACAAAUAUCUAGCAGCCAUGCUAAGCUAAAGAAUCACACCAGUGGAAAUCACAAGUGGUCUUCAUCACAUAAGCCAACAGCUCCUGACCAUCAGUGCCUGAAAAGAUCUCUUAGUCAAAAAGAUUUAUCGAAGUUAUACGAUGACUACUCUAGCCACUCUUCUGCAUUAACUGAUGAUGAAGCAUGGAAUGCUUGUUCCGGUAAAAAUGGAACUGAGAGGACAAUCCGAACAGUUUAUGCACAGAAAAAGAUAGACCAUCCCACUGGAGAUGGAGAAGGAACUGCAUUGUAUGAAUCCAUGCGAGACGAACUCCGACAUGCGGUUGAAGAAAUCAGGAUUGAGCUUGAACAGGCCAUGGUGAAAACAAGGCCCUCUUUAGUGGAUGGUGAUUGCUUGCAGUCAAACAAUUCGGAUGUUCUUGGGGCUGUUGCCAUGAUCCGAAAGAAUUUCACAUCUAAGUUGGAACAGUCAGAAAAGCGUAAAAAGGAUUUGCUAGCUGAGAUGAUGGUUGAAGAACAACGUGGUUGUGAGCUUUCUAAGAUUGUUAGAGAAUUGCUUCCUAAUCCAGAGAAGGCUGCCAUUGCAGAGAAGCCAUCGCGAGCUAGAAAGAAGAGCAAUGAUAGAAGUAGGAUGACCAAGUGCUUGACUGAGGAGGCAGAGAAGUAUUUCGAAGACUUUAUUUCAAAUGUUGAAGAUACAGACAUUUCAUCAUUCGAUGGAGAAAGGAGUGAUGCUAGUUCAACAUUAGGAGGAACAACAAGGCCAAAGGACCUAUUGAUCCAUUGUGGGGAAUCAGAAACUUUUGGGAUUUCAACAGGAUCUUCCCUUCCUGUUGAAAUGGACGGAGUUGUUCUUCCUUGGUUGAGGUGGGAUUCUAGCAGUGACCACUCUCCUCUAUUAUGCAAGAGUAAGGAGGAAGCAAUGACAGUGACAGUGCAAAACAACGUUCAUGAUGCACCUUUGGAGGUCGGUAGAGGGUUUGCAGUACCCAGAGGCUGCCUGUGCCACUCUGCUGUUGGCGAACCAAGUGGAUCGUGGUUUGACAGAGACGAGUACCCUCACUUCCCUGACAGUGAGGACCUCCUUAUUGAAUGUUGGAUGCAACGGCAGAGAAUAAAUUCAGGUGGGCUUAUUCUCUGCACAAGAACUUAUCUUUAGUUCCAACCAUUUGUAUUCAUGUUCUCUACUUGAAUAACUGAAAUUCCGUCUUUUGUAUAGAUCUUAUAUCUAAUACACCUUGGAUCUUUUAAGUAGCAA